ACUUUACGCAGUUUAAUCAACAGAAUCGCGACUUCUCGGAUCGAAUCAAAUAGGCAUGAAGAAAGUUAUGUUUUUCUAGUGUUUCGCGGUCGGUUUUGGUCUCGAAAGAUUGUGUUUUUGGUGUAUUUGGUGCGGAGGUUGGGCUCAACAUUAGAGUGAUAUGGCAAGCGCAUCGAACGACUCAGUGAAACUCGAAAAGCACUUGAAACUCCUCAAGGAAGAGUACACAAAGUUGCAGAAGAACUAUGCCGAGCUGGAGCGGAAGUACAGCAAGGCGGCGGCCUCCAGCGAUGACCGCGAUCUCGGUGAGUUCAGCAGUUUCUGUUCACGCCUCGUGAUGACCGUGGCCACGCUGUACGGCCGCAAGACGUACUCGGACAUCACCGUAAAGCUGAAGGACAAAACCAUGCCGGCGCACAAGUUCGUCCUGAACGCACGCAGCGAAGAGUGGCGCGAGGAGGUCAUUGCGGACAAAGCCGAGCUGGACUGGUCCGAUCUGGACGCCGACGUCGGUUACGCCCUGCUACGGUGGAUCUACACCGACGUCGUAGACCUGCAGCACGAUUCCCUCGCGCUAGACCUCCUCAAGACCUCCCAUCGGUUCAAGCUGCCCGGGUUGAUGGGUUUGUGCGAGCGGGCCCUCGUGUCCUCGGUGUCCGUCCGGUCGUGCGUUCGGUUUUACUGUGUGGCCGAAGAGGUCGGUGCCGCGAACCUGCUCGAGUACUGCUCGGGAUUGAUUUCCACCCACUGGGAAGACCUGACGCCGCAGGACUUUGAGCACAUGUCCGGUCCGCUGCUGUACAAGAUGCUCAAGAGCAAAACGAAGCACCCGCUGCAUGCCGCGGUUCGGUUGCUGCGCGAGGACGUGGUGUUUCUGUGCUUGGUGGAGAACGACGGUUCGCUAUCGGAAAUUGUCAACAGCCUGUCUCCGCAAGGACAACUGCCGCUUGGGCUGGCUCUGAUGGGUCGCAGCGCCGCCAUCGCCCAAACCCUGCUGGAAACCGGUGGAGCCGACAUCAACGCGUUCACCUCGGAUGGAUGCACGCUGCUGAUCGAUUCCAUCAAGCGGGGCGAUGGCUACACGGCACAAUUCCUGCUCGACAAGGGCUGCAACGUGGACCUGGUGACGCGGGACACGUCCGAUACGGCGCUGCAUCUGGUGUGCACGUACGCCGAGCGGAGCACCGAUUCGGAAACGUUCCGCGACAUGCUGAGCAUCGGACGGCAGCUGCUGAAGCGUCGGGCCGAUCCGAACGUCCAGAACUAUAAGGGAUAUACCGCCCUCCACAUAGCGAUCGCCUCCCAGCACGUGGACAUGAUCGACGAGCUGCUCAGUGAUGGGGUUGCGAACCUGGACACCAACAUCCGUACGCUGGAAGAGAAAUGUGCCUUGCAGUUUGCACUGAUGCCACCGCACACCGACGGGCCACCGUUCGAUCUGGCGCGGCGCCUGCUCGAGAAGGGAGCCCGGCCAAACCCGAUCCACGCGGACAGUGGAGACAGUUUGCUGCACACGCUGGCCAAGCACCGGCUGGAAGAUGCCGCAAUUUUCUUGGCCGAGUACGCCAACCUAAACCACGUGAACAAAGCGGGGCUGACUCCGCUGCAUGUGGCGUCCGCUCAAGGACUUUCAAGCCUGGUCCGCACUCUGCUGGAAAAGGGCGCUUCGCCAAAUUUGCAAUCCGGCGUGGCGGAACUGAAAACGGCACUGCACUUUGCAGUCGAAUCGAACAACUCGGACGUAAUUAUGGCCUUCAUUGACUACAAAAACGCGGCAAGUGAACCCGCCGCGGAAACGAUGGAUUUCAACCUGAAGAACGCAAUGGGCGAUUCGCCCCUCAGUUUGGCCCUCUCGCUAGGUUACAACGAUCUAGUCCCACUACUUAUCAAGGGAGGUGCCGACGUCAACGCUCGAAACGGCCAAGACAUGACCCUACUUCACCAAGCCAUCCUGAAGGAAGAUUCCAAAACCGCCGUGUUCCUGAUCCAUCAAGGUGCCGACAUGAACGCCCUCACCGCAGACCAGGAAUCCCCGCUCCAACUGGCAAUCCACUGCCGUCUCCCGGACGUCGUGGACGCGCUCUGCAUCGGCGGAGUCUCCUUCAGCGCCCCCGACAACAAGGGCGACUGCCCCCUCUGGUCCGCGCUCCAGUCGGAACAGUUCGAAAUCGCGUCCGUUCUCGUGCGUCACGGCGUUGAUACCGACUGCUGGGGAUCCGGCCCGGAAGGUUGCCUCCAAACCCUCCUCCACCGGGCGAUCGACGAAAACAAAGAACAAGCGGCCCAAUUUCUCAUCCGAAGCGGGUGCGACCUGGACUCACCGCGCCAACCCGGUCCACAGGGCCAGGGCGGUGACGAAGCCAAGGACAAGGCGUCCCCGCUGCACCUGUGCUGCCAGUGGGGACUGCGCAACGUGCUGCACACCCUCAUCGAUCAUGGCGCCAACGUGAACGCGGUCGAUUGUGAUCUGAAAACGCCGCUGCAUAUCGCGAUCGAGAAUCAGCACGAGGAGAUAAUCGGGAUCUUGCUGUGUCAUCCGGGCAUCGAUCUGAAGAUUCGAGACAAGUCGGGCAAUACGCCGUUUGCGGCGGCGCUGCAGGUCAGAAACAACAAGGCCGCCCAAAACAUCCUCGAGCGCCUGCCGAACGCCGCCGAGCAGAUGGACCAGCGCGGUCGCAACUUUCUGCACCUGGCCAUCAUGCGGGACGACCUGGAAUCUGUCCUGUUCCUCCUUUCCAUCCACGUGGACGUAAACUCGCGCGUCCACGACGUCAACCAGACUCCUCCGCUGCAUCUGGCGGCCGCGUCCGAAAAAGAAAUGCUCAUUCGAAACCUCAUUCUGGCCGGUGCGCGUUUAAACGAUCGCGAUGCUACGCAGAAAACGGCUCUGCACAUUGCCGCGGAACGUGGUACGGUGGCGGCCGUUUCCGCACUGCUGCAGAACGGGGCCGAUUUCGACGCCGUUGAUGGUGAUGGAAACAACGCGUUGCACAUUGCCGUCCGCGAGGGUCACAUUUCGGUGGUUCGUGAGCUGCUGACCGAGUCCGAACUGAAUGCGGAGACGGUUAACUUGAAGGGACGCAAUCCGUUGCACGAGUUGUGUCGUUGCGGCAAGGACAAUACGGCGGCGGGAAUUCUCGAGUUGUUCCUCGAGUGCAUGCCAAAGUAUCCGAUCAACGCACCGGAUCUUCAGGGCAACACCCCGCUGCUGUUGGCGUACAUGCGAGGUCAGGCCACGCUGUGCCGCACCCUGGUCAAGCGAGGAGCCUGUUUGGGCGCGGAAAACAAGGAAGGGCUAACGAUUUUCAACUUUAAGCUAGCCACGAACCAGCUGCUGCAUCGACUGCUGGACGAACUGCCCCAGGAAUCUCCGUGGGCGACCUCCGAGCUGUGCCAGGAGUGCGGAACCAAGUUUACCAUCACGAUGCGAAAGCACCACUGCCGUCACUGUGGUCGAAUCCUGUGCAGCCGCUGCUCGAACAACGACGUUCCGAUCAUCAAGUUCGCCAUUAACAAACCGGUGCGCGUGUGCUGCGUCUGCUUCGAAGUGCUGCAGGUAGGCAGUGGGGGAGGAGUCGGUGGUGGUGGUGCCUAGAUCACCACCAAAAGAGGUACGACGAGAUAUUUUGUGGUCGCACGCACCACACUUGAUUGAAGCAAAACAAAAAAAAAGUUUACUAUUUCCUAACGAAAAACACGAGAAACGUACGAACAAGAAAGAGAUAUUUUUUUUCUAUUUUUUCAGCCCUUAUAUUAUUUUUGUGCGCCGUUUUUGGAACGCAGCGCCCGUGCAUGCUUUUUAUUAGUUUUGUUUAAGGCUCAUUUAUAGUACUGUUAGCAUAUAUAUUGAGAAAGGAAAACACAACGCUAACUCAAGUAUUUAUAACAAUUGUGAAACAAUUUUCCCAGAACCAUUCGAAUAUGUAACGCAAGCAAAAAAUAAGCAAAAA
This is a messenger RNA of Culex pipiens pallens (northern house mosquito), 3950 nucleotides long. Its product is annotated as rabankyrin-5. The coding region runs from base 161 to 3595 and encodes 1144 amino acids. NCBI's taxonomy places the organism in Eukaryota, Metazoa, Arthropoda, Insecta, Diptera, Culicidae. The transcript is spliced from 7 exons. The record is from RefSeq and is a predicted model, not a curated record. Gene Ontology annotation, molecular function: metal ion binding; protein binding.